AGGUUUACCGGCAAGAACACAGAUUGCUGUGUAGUAAAUCCCGAUUUAGUGCAUAUACUACACAUUCACAUACUUUUGGAAACAUGUCCAAAACAUUGAUGAGAUGUUGGAAACCAGUUGAAACACAGUAAAAUUCAACUCAAUAAAACAGGACUGCUUUCUCUUCAUCCACGUUGGAAAUUUUCAAGAAGUGAACUAUGACAAUAUACCAAUUUUUGCUACUAUUUCUACUCUGGGUAUGCCUGCCACAUUUCUGUUCUCCAGAGAUAAUGUUCAGAAGGACUCCUGUACCCCAGCAAAGAAUUUUAGGUGCACGUGUACCUAGGAGUGAUGGCAAAAUUCUGCAUCGUCAAAAACGUGGGUGGAUGUGGAAUCAAUUUUUCUUACUGGAGGAAUACACAGGAUCUGAUUACCAAUACGUGGGCAAGCUUCAUUCAGACCAAGAUAAAGGAGACGGAUCACUCAAAUAUAUUUUAUCUGGAGAUGGAGCAGGUACUCUUUUUAUUAUUGAUGAAAAAACAGGUGACAUUCAUGCCACAAGAAGAAUUGAUAGGGAAGAAAAAGCCUUUUAUACUCUGCGUGCACAAGCUAUUAACAGAAGAACUUUGAGACCAGUAGAACCAGAAUCUGAGUUUGUGAUCAAAAUCCAUGAUAUCAAUGACAAUGAGCCAACGUUCCCAGAAGAAAUUUAUACAGCGAGUGUUCCGGAAAUGUCUGUUGUAGGUACUUCCGUGGUGCAAGUCACAGCUACAGAUGCGGAUGAUCCUUCCUAUGGGAACAGCGCCAGAGUUAUUUACAGCAUACUUCAAGGGCAGCCAUAUUUCUCUGUGGAGCCUGAAACAGGUAUCAUCAGGACUGCUUUACCAAACAUGAACAGAGAAAACAGGGAGCAGUACCAAGUGGUAAUCCAGGCCAAAGAUAUGGGCGGCCAGAUGGGAGGCUUAUCAGGGACCACAACGGUGAACAUCACACUGACAGAUGUAAAUGACAACCCACCUCGCUUCCCCCAGAACACCAUCCACCUUCGAGUUCUUGAGUCCUCGCCAGUUGGCACAGCCAUUGGAAGUGUAAAAGCAACUGAUGCAGACACUGGGAAAAAUGCAGAAGUAGAAUACCGAAUUAUUGAUGGUGACGGGACUGAUAUGUUUGACAUCAUAACUGAAAAGGACACACAGGAAGGCAUUAUAACAGUGAAAAAGCCACUUGACUACGAGAGCCGAAGACUUUACACUCUGAAGGUUGAAGCAGAAAAUACCCAUGUGGAUCCACGUUUUUAUUACCUGGGACCAUUUAAAGACACAACAAUUGUGAAAAUCUCCGUAGAAGAUGUGGAUGAACCUCCCGUUUUUAGCAGAUCCUCCUACCUGUUUGAAGUUCAUGAGGAUAUCGAAGUGGGCACGAUCAUUGGUACUGUAAUGGCAAGGGACCCAGAUUCCGCUUCUAGCCCCAUUAGAUUUUCCUUGGAUCGCCAUACUGACCUUGACAGGAUCUUUAACAUACAUUCUGGAAAUGGAUCCCUUUAUACUUCAAAGCCACUUGACCGUGAACUAUCUCAAUGGCACAAUCUAACUGUUAUAGCUGCUGAAAUCAACAAUCCCAAAGAGAUGACUCGUGUGGCUGUUUUUGUCAGAAUUUUGGAUGUUAAUGACAAUGCUCCACAAUUUGCAGUGUUCUAUGACACUUUUGUAUGUGAAAACGCCAGACCAGGGCAGCUAAUACAGACUAUAAGCGCAGUAGACAAAGAUGACCCUUUAGGUGGACAGAAAUUUUUCUUCAGUUUAGCUGCUGUCAAUCCCAACUUCACAGUACAGGAUAAUGAAGAUAAUACUGCCAGAAUUUUAACCAGAAAAAAUGGAUUCAAUAGACAUGAAAUAAGUACCUAUCUCUUGCCCGUGGUGAUAUCAGACAAUGAUUAUCCAAUUCAGAGCAGCACAGGCACGCUGACCAUCCGAGUUUGUGCUUGCGACAGCCAAGGCAACAUGCAGUCCUGCAGCGCUGAAGCUCUGCUCCUCCCCGCGGGUCUCAGCACCGGGGCCCUCAUCGCCAUUCUCCUCUGCAUCAUUAUUCUGCUGGUUAUAGUAGUACUGUUUGCAGCUCUGAAAAGACAGCGAAAAAAGGAGCCUCUGAUCUUGUCUAAAGAGGACAUCAGAGACAACAUCGUGAGCUAUAACGACGAGGGUGGCGGAGAGGAGGACACCCAGGCCUUUGAUAUCGGCACCCUGAGGAAUCCUGCAGCGAUCGAGGAGAAGAAGCUGCGGCGAGACAUCAUCCCGGAGACGUUAUUCAUACCUCGCAGGACUCCCACGGCCCCGGAUAACACAGACGUCCGCGAUUUCAUUAACGAAAGGCUGAAAGAGCAUGAUCUCGACCCCACCGCGCCCCCCUACGACUCCCUGGCAACCUACGCCUACGAAGGGAACGAUUCCAUUGCGGAGUCUCUGAGCUCCUUAGACUCGGGGACCACUGACGGAGACCAAAACUACGAUUACCUCCGAGAGUGGGGCCCCCGGUUUAACAAGCUGGCCGAAAUGUACGGUGGCGGGGACAGCGACAAAGACUCUUAACCUAGGCUCUCGAUUCUGUUCCAACAAGAGGAGGUAACUCGACGGACACCGUCCCCCCUUCACAAUAUUUGAUAUUCAGGAGAGUUUUCCUGCCACUCAGCACAAUUUUUUCCCAUUUACUUCUUAAUUUGUUCAUUAAUUCCAUUAAUUCUUUCCUGUAGGAUGUCUCAUGGAAUAUAUGCGAAAUUUUAUUUAAUCACUUCCAAGAGCCAAAGCUAUGGAAAUUCAGUGUGGUCCAUCUUAGAAAUAAAAGAUAAUUUCAGAAACACGAACAGGAUAGGAACCUCACAAGCCGCUUCUGUUAGAUACAUGCCCUGCCCUUGCAAAUGAAGCUUUUAUUAAAAAAAAAAAAAAAAAAAAAAAAAGGGUGAAGAAAAACAUUUAAGGUAUAUCCUGUUCUGUACAUUAAAUUAAAAAAAAAAAAGUACAUGUGGUGUUAGUAGGUGUGAUAUGCAACCUGGUAUACAAACGUUUGUGCAAUUUCAUUUCAUCAAAUUCUAUCUGCUAAUGUUUUAUAUUUAUAUUUUUGUAUUUAUUUUUAAAAAAAAUAAACAAGUUUUUACAACUA
Herpailurus yagouaroundi (jaguarundi) is the source of this 3132-nucleotide messenger RNA. Its product is annotated as cadherin-10. Gene Ontology annotation, cellular component: adherens junction; catenin complex; plasma membrane. The coding region runs from base 198 to 2564 and encodes 788 amino acids. The transcript is spliced from 12 exons. NCBI's taxonomy places the organism in Eukaryota, Metazoa, Chordata, Mammalia, Carnivora, Felidae. Gene Ontology annotation, molecular function: beta-catenin binding; cadherin binding; calcium ion binding. The record is from RefSeq and is a predicted model, not a curated record. Gene Ontology annotation, biological process: cell-cell junction assembly; cell-cell adhesion mediated by cadherin; homophilic cell-cell adhesion.